AGAGCUGAACGGACAAUAACAAGGCAGGAGAAAGAAUAGGAGGGGUUGACAGGCAGAGAGAAUAAAUAGAAGGAGAAAAAAGAUCGAAGGAAAGGAUAAGGAGGAAGACUUCAGGGGCCAGCCACCCAACCACACAGCCAGCCGCAGAAUAAGAGCGAAAGUAGGAUAUACAGAAGCAAGAAAAGGAAAAAGCCCAGAAACAAAAGGUAGAUGGGAUAAUUUAAGAAAAGCUGGCUACCACAAGCCAAGCUAAGGCCAGGCAUUCAUAAGAAAAUAUAUGUCUCUGUGUAUAUUUAUUUGGUAACUGGGUGGCAUGCCCCCAAAAGAGUAAAAGAGUAAAAAAACAACCAACUACAGAUCUGAGUUCCAUCGCUCAUGGUGGGAAGGAGAGACUCCACAGGUUGUCAUAUGGAUGCCAUACUGCUGUGGGAGUGCUGGCACCUAGACACACACCCUCCUCCUUAUACCAAUAAAAAUGUAGUAAAAGAUUGCAGUGGAUUUCUAAAUAACCUAUAAAGACAUAGAAGAGAACUUAUAAAACAAAGAGACCGGAAGCAAAUGAAGUAGGAAAUGGAGAGGGAUGCAGGAUCCGAGUCUGAGGCAAAGUCUGACACGGGCCCCGAAUGGAGACGCAGGAUUUCAUAAGGAGAAGUGGGAGGAUUGAUAGGAAUAAAAGGCCUCUGGAAGUGCUGCUUGUAAUUCCUGGCCAUGGCGUUAAGACUGAGAGUUUGUGCCUCAAGAUACUGCCAAAGCCGUUCAUGCACAAUUGGACUUUGGGAUCUAACCUGAGAAUUGACUAUGAAGAGAGCAGAAGCUCAGAGGCUGGUGGUCUCUCCCUGCCAUCACUCCUACAUCAGUUAUCAGAGGCUGGUGGUCUCUCCCUGCCGUCAACGUCAUCAGAGGCUGGUGGUCUCUCCCUGCCGUCACACCCACACCAGUCAUCAGAGGCUGGUGGUCUCUCCCCGCCGUCAACGUCAUCAGAGGCUGGUGGUCUCUCCCCGCCGUCAAUGUCAUCAGAGGCUGGUGGUCUCUCCCUGCCGUCACACCCACACCAGUCACACGCCAUACCAUCCAGUCUAGUCAUUGAACAGGUGGUGAGCAAUAACAUCUCAGGAAAAGAACUGAGUUAAGUGGUCAUUAUCAAUGCCCAUUUUCAUUACUGUAAUAUGCUGUGGGAUGUCUUUCUGUUUGCUAUGAAUUGUGUUGCUCUCAUUGGUUGAUCAAUACAGCUGCUUUGGCCUAUGACAAGGCAGGAUACAGCCAGAUGGGAAAUCCAAGCAGAGAUAUAGGAGAAGGAUGGAGUCUGGGAGACACCAUCCAGCUGCCCAAGGAACAACAUGCCAGCAACUGGUAAGGCCACAGCCAGGUGGCAAUGCUUAGAUUAAUAGAAAUGGAUUAAUUUAAAUGUAAGAGCUAGCUAGUAAUAAGCCUGAGCCUUCGACUGAACAUUUAUAUAUAAUAUUAAGUUUCAGAGUGGUUAUUUGGGAAUUGAUGGGCAAGAGAGAAACCUCCAGUUACAGUAAUAGAUAUGAAGGACUAUAGUAUAGUCCUGAUUUACCUCAAUAGGCUUAUAAAGGUUUUUUUUUAGGGACCUUCAGUCUUUAUUUUUUUCUAACUAUGUAUUUUAUACAGAUAACUUAAGUUUUUCAGUUACAAGUAGAACUUGUUGGAAAAAAUAACUGCUUUUGAAAUUGUAGCUUGGUUAUACGUUUUGUAAGUUAUUCAAUAUUAAUCUUUUGUUCUUCGUAUCUAUGAAGGAAGUAUGAACCUCUCCUUACUCUGCUCAUGUCAGGUUAGGUGAUUUGCCUGAAUGUGCAGCUAACAAGUUAACUCGUUUUAGUUAUUGCUUUCACUAGGAAACCAGGGCUUCAACAGCAGACAGUCUACACACCAUCUACUGUGAAACCUCUGGAGGCUGUGUGCCGCUCUCACGGACCAGAUUUGGUUAAUGAUCCUGACGGUCAUCCUAACGUAUCCUAUGCUCAGGACCUUUACCCUCUGGUUCUACUCCUCCCUCACCAGGAACCACGUCUCUGGCACUUACUCCAUUGUUUUUGUCAACUGUCCCAAUGAGCAAAUUGCCAAAGAUGUUGCCAGGGCCAUAUUGGAUAAGAGGAUGGCCGCUUCUGUGAACAUCUUGCCUAAGACGUCGUCACUGUACUUUUGGAAGGGGGAAAUAGAAGAAUCCACUGAAAGCUUGUUGCUAAUAAAGACAAAGACUUCCAAGAUCUCCAGGCUGUCCACCUAUGUGAGGUUGGCUCAUCCUUUUGAAAUUCCAGAGGUCUUCAGCAUUGCCAUGGACCAAGGAGAUGCUCGCUAUUUAAAGUGGCUUGAGGAGGGCAUGAAGGAGAACUAAGCAGAGAAACUGUGCAGGCUGCUGGCUGGCUGAGGCCUUUCCUGACUGCUCUGGGAAGAGCCGGCCUCUUUCUGCCUCCCCAGGGGUUCCUAACAGCACAGAGGUGACCUGUGCAUGCCCAAUGAAGGGCUGAGAAUUUCAAGGUCUGAAGUGAAGGCCAGCCAGGCCGCAAGAGCCAAGUGCAGCCUGUCUUGGAGUGUUGUGUAUUUUCAGGCAGCCAGAGGAUGUGAGGGUGAGGAGCGGGAGCAGAGGGGCGGUGGUAGUGAGGGCACUGGGCCUACCUUUAGUGCCCGGGGUGUAAUCAUUCCUUUGCUUCUCGUGGUAACAGAGAGCCUUUCUCACCUGUGUGUGUGUGGGAUAAAUGUCUUC
This is a messenger RNA of Arvicola amphibius (Eurasian water vole), 2725 nucleotides long. Its product is annotated as protein CutA homolog. The record is from RefSeq and is a predicted model, not a curated record. Gene Ontology annotation, molecular function: copper ion binding. Gene Ontology annotation, biological process: response to metal ion. Bases 1949 to 2356 code for a protein of 135 amino acids. The transcript has 6 exons. NCBI's taxonomy places the organism in Eukaryota, Metazoa, Chordata, Mammalia, Rodentia, Cricetidae.